AUGGACUCUACUGUCUCCGGCUUACAAACAACACCCUCGCCUAGCCAAAGGAGACAUUCCCUCCUUGAGCUAUCCGAAAAGUUCCGGCAGCUGGCCAAUAUGCAGAUAAAGCAAGAAAUAGAGGAUGUGAAGAGCGUGCCCGAGUUCCGCGACCUGAUCCAUCAACUUUGUCAAGAAGCACCGGCUAUUGCGCAAGUCAUCGCUGUGGCAAUUCGAGAAAAAAUUCCAGACCCGUCUCCUCGCUUAUCCUCGAAACGAAAACGAGGACACGAUCCGUCUUAUCGGCCGAGUCACUUGGUGCAGCCCAUUUCAAAGAGGCAAUGUACCGACGAUAUCAGCGCAGUCGAUGAGCCUAUGACCCCUGAGAGUCCAAUCCCUGAAUGUGAAAUUCCGGAAACUGAGGAUGCACUAGAAUCUAUGAUCUGUGUCGACUCGGCUGAACUCAGAUCCGCCUAUGAGCAUGAGAGCAGGUUGGAUGUUCACUCGACGGCGCUUAUCAUGAAUGAAGAGAAUCCCGCUAGAAUCGAGGAUGUCCAAUACAACACAGUGCCGACAUCCCCCGAUGGAGAGCAUAAGGAGUCGCGAGCCAUACCCGAAGAGGAUCUCACCGAGGAUGUCUCUUUUCUGGAUACAGUCUACCAUGCAGUUAACAUCAUCAAUCAGAUAAAAAAAUAUCCGAACGGUCCGCCACAGGCUGUUCACAUUCAGAUCCUACAGACCUUCCAGACUAAUCAGAUGACGACUGUCGAGUCGAACAGGGGUCAAUGGUCAGAUGGAACGAUGUGGAUGCAGGUCCUGGAGGGAAGUUCCGCCUCAAAUCGUCGGUAUACCAUACUCAAUAUGCUGGAAUACAUGGGAGCCUCAAAAUGGUAUGACGAUCAGAUUGAACUGGCACAGCGUACAGUCUACACUAAAGAGAAUAAAGCGGUAGCUUGGAAAGGGGCUGCAAGUCAUGUGCUAAACCGCAUCACCCGUGAGCACGGCUCGCUCAAUAAGAAGCUGAUCACCAAUCAGCUCUCUAGAGGGAAGAAAUUGCGUAUGAAGCUAGUCAAGAACCUUGGGCUAGGGAUCCUGUUUAGUCCCAAAAUAUGGAAUUAUACCAAGCGAAGUAUGACUCAACUAGACCGGUUGGUUACGUACUUCCUUGCGGAUACUCAACGUAUGGCACUGUUAAAAAUUCUCAGUGGGCAGGUGGAACGACUAGUCAACAAUAGCUGCACUGACCCGGAAGCCUUGUAUAUUUCAUUGAGAGAACACAGUCUCAUCUCUCAAGAAGAGCUUCAGAAGAUCAGAUCGAGCCAUGAAUCGGAACACGACGCGCUUCCGGAAGGGACCUUGGAAAGGGCGUUUAAUCAAUUGACUAGUCAAGUCAGCACUCAAGUUUUUAAUAAGAGAAGCCUGGAUUAUCAUGAUACGUUCAUUAUCAACGACAACCUAAAACGACCAGCCCCUAUAUUAUCUUCAUUACGCCCUGGACAGUGGCUUGAUUGUUGGGUUCUCCAGGUAGCCAUGGAAAUAUCAGACCGGCCAACUUCCGUCAGGUUUUGUGAAAGCAUUCCAGUGAAUGACAUCAAAAGACAUGACCGAAUAAAACCACUCAAGAAGCCUUUUGAGGCUUGGGUGAAAGAGAUCGCUGAGCUCCGUAAAAAAGCAGAAUCUGGACUAGAGAGCUGUACGUCUUUGAUUUUCUACGCUCCCAUCUGCCAUACACAUUCGCAUUUCACCCUUCUCGAGAUCAAUGAUGGUGAAAAAGUGAUCCGACAUUAUGACUCACUGGCAAAGCCGACGACUAUCAAUGGCACGAAGAAGACAAGAUUCGCCGCCCUGGUUGAGGAUGAGUUUGGUCAUUUAGGAUACAAAUAUAUUGAAAUGCCUACACCGCAACAGAGUGACAACUGGAGUUGUGGGGCUCGUGUUAUCUGGAACUUCAGACGACGAUGUAAUGGAUUUGAGAUCGGGUCGUGGGAUACCGUGCUGGACUCGGAACGCAUACAGUUGGAUAUUGUCAACAGUCUUAUGGCAUGUAUUGAUUCAAACGCUAUGCAAAAGUAUAGCCGCCGCCGCGAACGUGGCAUCAGAGAAAACACAUCAUUUUCAGAUAUGCUCGGGGAAGAAGGGUCAAAACAGAGUGGCGUUGAGUUGACAUGUAUAGAUUAG
Molecule: messenger RNA, 2157 nt
Organism: Talaromyces marneffei
Lineage: Eukaryota; Fungi; Ascomycota; Eurotiomycetes; Eurotiales; Trichocomaceae
Exons: 6
Coding region: 1-2157 (718 amino acids)
Biological process (GO): proteolysis
Molecular function (GO): cysteine-type peptidase activity
Source: RefSeq, a predicted model, not a curated record